AUGCUACAGUACGAAUACGAGCCAGAAAUGCUGAUCGAAGCCGUGAAAAAACGCCCGGGACUGUGGGACUACGACAAUCCCGACUAUAGGCUCAAAGCGCUUCGCCAUAAGCUAUGGGUGCAAGUGGUGAAGGAAGUGGCCGGGACCGACGCAGAUAUCUCCAAGAGCGACAUGCGCGAGUUAGAAUUACAACUGCAAAAGAAAUGGAAGAGCAUCAGAGACAACUUUCAGAAGUACGUCGCGAAUCCGAGCCGCACUAGGAAGCCGUACGUCUACUGUAGGCACUUGGAGUUCCUCUUAAAGAGACGUAAGACCAAGAAGGACGGAGAAAACGAGCAACCAGAAAUACCACCUAGAGCUUGGAAGACGGUGAGAAAGAUAAAACUUACAAGGGUGAGCUCAGACGAAGAGCAGGACUUCUAUUAUGAUGAUCUGCCGCAAGAGCCUUCGGAGGUGGAAAUCACGCCUACGAAGCCAACAGAUACAGAGUUCGUUUUCGCAAGCGUGGACGGCAAUAACAAACCGGCGAGCGAAGGCAACGACGACUCAGACAAAAUGUUCCUUCUAUCCCUGCUGCCCCAUCUCAAGGCCAUACCGGAGGAGAACAGAUUAGGCGUCAAAAUGGAGUUGAUGCAAGUACUCCGAAACUCUACAAACACGUGA
This is a messenger RNA of Leptosia nina, 663 nucleotides long. The record is from the annotation of a GenBank genome assembly. NCBI's taxonomy places the organism in Eukaryota, Metazoa, Arthropoda, Insecta, Lepidoptera, Pieridae.